ACAUCGAUAGUCGAUCUUUGUAGAAACUUCCAUCGGUAUUUCUCCACCUCUAAUGUGCUUUUAUCGUUUCCAAGCACUGAGAUUUCCUUUCUUGUGUAAACAUUUGGUGACAUCUAACAAACGCAGGUGUUCUUUAAUUUCGCAUUUUCCGAAAACUUGAAGAAAAAAAAGCAUCAACAUGCCUAGGAUUAAAUUCACUGAGAAACGCAUUGUCAAGGAAUUACCUAUUCAGAAAGGUACAAAUAAUAUUCAAAAAAAGGUCACAGAGUGCGACUCUUUCCCAAAAAUUGCAAUUGGGGGUUUCAACGAGAAGAUCCUGCCCAAUCGUGAAUGUAGCAAUAAUAUCUUGAAUACGGCUGCUGCUACUAAUUUAGAUCCGAAGACUGAUGUCGACUCAAAGUCUGAGUUGGGACACAGUCCAAUGAACGCUUCAGCACUUGGUAAAGUGAUAAGAAAACGUGGGCGAAAAACUUGUAUGUCGUCGGCUGAAGAGACCAACAACUUCAACGCGGGCGCAACAUUAGUAAGUCUAGCUUCUGGUGGUUCCGACGGUUCCAGGGGAAAAGAUGGGGCCUGGGAUCUGGAGAAGCUGCGUAAGGUGCGCAUCUACGAGUGGAAUGGCAGAAAUAUGGUUGAUCUUCGUAACUACUUCGAGCGUGAUGGAAAGAUUCUACCCUGUAAGAGGGGUGUCAUGAUGCCGAUAGACCAAUGGAAGAAGCUUCUAGAAUUUGGCGACGAAAUCACCCGCGCAGCUGAGAAUUAGAGAAUUUGAACGUUGAGUAACAUCUACAAAAAAAGCCGAAAUAUGUCCCCUAUUUAGAA
Molecule: messenger RNA, 822 nt
Organism: Drosophila serrata
Lineage: Eukaryota; Metazoa; Arthropoda; Insecta; Diptera; Drosophilidae
Biological process (GO): positive regulation of transcription initiation by RNA polymerase II
Molecular function (GO): DNA binding; transcription coactivator activity
Source: RefSeq, a predicted model, not a curated record